AGGACUCGGUAGGCCUCUGCGGGGAGGCGGGCCGAGCUCUGCUCGCGGGGUCCCGCGGCUUCCCGGGCUCUGCAGCCUUCCCGGGUGCCGCGGCCCGAGUGCGCAUCCCGACUCAGCCCUGAGCUGUUUGCAUCCACCUUUCUUCUAAAGCCGGUGUAAAGUAACCUUCGUGGAAUUAUUUUCCUCCCCAGAAAGAAUAGACUUUUAGCCUUUGGCAUCACAUUGAGACGCUGCAUUUUCCAAUCUUGGACCGGGCGAUUCUGUUUGGGGCAGCCGAGCUUUGGCUGAAAGGACUUCUAGAUCUGUACAGAACAGGAUAUUUUCUGUAUCCUUCCCUGCUCUGCUCAUGCCUACCACAGGAAUAGGACUUCCUAAUAAUUUGCUGAAAGAAUUAAAGAAUAAGCCAGACCUGAAAUAAACCAGUACCUCCAGUACCUCCAGUAAAUGAAAUAGAAGAGGACUCCAUAAUACCCUGUAUUAAGAGGAAUGGAGAUUGCCUCUGUCCACUUAGAUUCAUAAGCUGUCCCGAAGUGAUCUUGGCAUCAGGGAAGGGAGUGUUCAGGCACAUUUCACCAUCAGCAUCACGGGAUGGCAGCCAUUGAUUUGUCCCAUGGCCUUCUUUCUAGAGAGCCUAUCUACGUCUACGAAGCAAACAUAGAGGUAGACGGGACGGUGACUGACAACCAGGCAAAUUGUUACCAGGAUUCAGUGACCUUCGAUGAUGUGGCUGUGGAGUUCACCCCGGAUGAGUGGACUUUACUGGACCUGACUCAGAAGAAUCUAUACCGAGAGGUCAUGCUGGAGAACUAUGAGAACUUGACUUCAGUAGGAUGUCAGUUAUUCAUUCCUAGUCUGACCCCCUGGUUAAAACAAGAAGAGUUAGAGGCUGUGGAAAGUGCUGUUCCUCAACAAUUGGAACUACAACCUACAAUUGACGAUUCAGAGCUUGAGAAUUAUUUUAGGAUGCAAAGUUCCAGUGCAACAGAAAUGGUGGGUGACUCAUCCCUUCACGAGCAGUCAGGAAACCACAAUGAAGGGGACCUAUGUGACUCUAAGCCAUGUGGGAAUGUGUUGGGUGAACAAUUAUGCCUUAACACAGAGGUGAGCAUGCAAAGUCAAGGAUACAGUUCUGAGUGUAACUGGUAUGGGAAAGACAUUCUUUCUUUGCUCAAGGAAACCUCUACUGGACAGACCGUUUCUGAGCUUAAUCAGUGUGGGAAACUCUUCAGUCUGCCUCCAAACAUCGUGUACCCGAGCACUAGCACAAGCGAGAAGCCCUUUGAGUGCACAGACUGUGAGACAGCCUUUUUUAAUCAGUCUUACUUUCAGCCAGAUAUGAGGCCUCACAAUGGAGGAGAACCCUUUGACUGGAGUAAAUACGGGAAUGGUUUUAUUCAUCCUACAAGCCUUGCUAUGCAUCUUCCAAUUCUCAAUGCAAGAAACCCCUACAAAUUUGAGGAAUGUGGAAAGGACUUUCAGUAUUUUGCAUGCCUUAAUAAUCCCAUGGGAAUGUGCACUGGAGAAAAAUUCUGUGACUGCAAGGAAUGUUGGAAAGCCUUCACGGUUUCCUCACACCUAACUCAAUAUGUAUCAAUUCAUACUGAAGAAAAAUCCAAAGUAUGUAAGAUAUGUGGGAAGUCCUUUGCUAAUUAUUCUCGACUUUCUGCACAUGUAAAAACUCAUAAUGAAGAAAAGCCCUUUGUAUGUAAGGAGUGUGGAAAGGCCUUUAAAAAUAUGUCAUACCUUAAUGAUCACGUUAGAAUUCACACUGGAAUAAAAUCAUACAAAUGUAUGGAAUGUGGGAAAGCCUUCCUUCGAUGGUCAGGCCUUACUGAACACAUAAGAGUUCACACUGGGGAAAAGCCUUACGAGUGUAAGGAAUGUGGAAAAACCUUUUCUAGAUCUACCCAGCUUACUGAACACAUAAGAACACACACUGGAAUCAAACCUUAUGAAUGUAAGGAGUGCGGGAAAGCCUUCACUCAGUACUCGGGCCUUGCCACCCAUGUACGAAUUCAUAGUGGAGAAAAGCCCUUUGCAUGUAAGGAGUGUGGGAAGGCCUUUACCAGGACCUCUGGCCUGAUUCAUCAUGUGAGAACUCACACAGGAGAGAAGCCUUUUGAAUGUGUUCAUUGUGGGAAAACCUUCAUUACUUCCUCCCAUCGCACUAAACAUCUGAAAAUCCACAGUGGCGAAAAGCCCUUUGUGUGUAACAUAUGUGGGAAAGCAUUUAUAUAUUCUACAUCCCUUAACAUUCACAUGCGAACCCACACUGGAGAGAAGCCCUAUAUAUGUAAGCAGUGUGGGAAAGCCUUCGCUGUUUACUCACGACUGAGAAAACACAGCAGAGUUCACGCUGAGGACAAGCCCUAUCAAUGUGAGGGUAUGGCUGUUGCUAUUUAUGACAGCAACUUUGUCCAUAUUCCUCAGAUUGAGUUGCGGAGUUGGCUGGCCUUCGUGAGUUCUGCGGUAGGAGGAUUACCUGGAGGCCGAGGUGGAGAUGGAGAACGCCAGUGCAGAGCUCUGCUCCGCUUGCCACGGCGCCUCCGGGCUCGGCCAAGCCUGAGUCCUCUGUGGCUGUCAGUCACCAGGACUCCCUGUGUAGCUGAGGAUGACCUUGUGCUCAUGGACUUCCUGUUUCUACCUCCUAAGUGCUGGGAUUCCAGGUCCAUAUCACCUGUAUGUAUCUUACUCAUAUCACCACAUUCUGUGAUAAAGUGCCACUGUCCACUGAAAUUCAUCAGCUGCACUAAAGAAAAGCUUGCCUCAGUGAAAGGAGUAUUCAUGCAGACUUCUGUGUUACAGAUGGCAGCUCCUGAUUCGUCCCAUGGUCCUUCAGAGGACUCAGGCUGCCUUCAAGAAGGAAAAAUAUCAGCAGAAAUGAUGUUGGUUGAUUGCCUGACGGAUUAUCAGGAGUUAGUGAGCUUUGAGGAUGUGAUUGUGGACUUUACCCAAGAGGAGUGGACCUCACUGAACCCAGAUCAGAGGAACCUCUACAGAGAUGUGAUGCUGGAGAACUACCAGAAUCUGGCCACAGUAGGAUAUCAGCUCAUCAAACCCAGUUUGAUCUCUUGGUUGGAACAAGAAGAGUUUAGUAAAGGUCAGAAGAUAGUUUUUCCAGAAUGGAAAAUACAGCUUGAAACUAAAUGUUCAGCAUUCCAGCAGGAAUUUCUGAGGGGUAACAUAUCCAAUAGAAUGCAAAUGCAGACAGGAAUCAACGGAGGAAGGGAGCUCUGUGACGGGACGCAAUAUGGAGACUUCUUCAGUGAACUCUCACCCCUUAGGACAGAUAGGAAAACUCAGUCUGCACAGGAUAAUUAUGGUUGUAGUCAGUACAGAAAAGACUUUCUAAUGCUUCAGAGGGAAAACUGUGCUGGUGAGAAACUUUCUGAGUUCAGUCAGAGUGAAGAAACCGGCAUGACCCCAGUUAAAGCUUAUGAGAAAAUUGCCACGCAAGAGAAAAGGUUUGAAUGCAGUGACUGUGGGAAGUCCUUUAUGAGCCAGUCACACCUUCAGACACACCAGAGAACUCAUAAUGGAGACAAACUUUAUGAAUGGAAUGAGUGUGGGAGAAGUUUUAUAAACUCAAGACUUGCUGUGAUUAUAGAAACUCUAAAUGCGAAGAAACCUCACAGAUGUAAGGAAUGUGGGAAAGGCUAUAGAUAUCCUGCAUAUCUAAAUAUUCACAUGCGAACUCACACUGGUGAAAAGCCCUAUGAAUGUAAGGAGUGUGGGAAAGCCUUCAAUUAUUCCAAUUCAUUUCAGAUCCAUGGAAGAACUCACACAGGAGAGAAGCCCUAUGUAUGUAAUCAGUGUGGGAAGGCCUUCACUCAGCACUCGGGUCUUAGUAUACAUGUAAGGUCUCACAAUGGAGACAAGCCCUAUGAAUGUAAGGAGUGCGGGAAAGCCUUCCUUACAUCCUCUCGACUUAUUCAACAUAUAAGAACUCACACAGGAGAAAAGCCUUUUGUGUGUGUGAAAUGUGGGAAAGCCUUUGCUAUUUCUUCAAAUCUUAAUGGGCAUCUGAAAUUACAUGCUGAAGAGAAGACCUGUGAGUGCAAGAUUUGUGGGAAAGCAUUUGGAUAUCUUUCAUGUCUUAAUAAUCACAUGAGAACUCACAAUGCUAAAAAAUCAUACACGUGCAAGGAGUGUGGGAAGGCCUUUAACUAUUCCACCCACCUUAAAAUUCACAUGCGAAUCCACACUGGAGAAAAACCCUAUGAGUGUAAACAGUGUGGGAAAGCCUUCAGUCACUCCACUUCAUUUCAGAUCCAUGAAAGAACCCACACUGGAGAGAAGCCCUAUGAAUGUAGGGAGUGUGGGAAAGCCUUCAUCUGUCCCAGUUCCUUCAGGAUUCAUGAAGUAAGUCACACCCACACUGAAGAGAAACCCUAUAAGUGUCAGCAGUGUGGAAAAGCCUACAGUCAUCCUCGUUCACUUCGAAGACAUGAAAGAAUUCACUAGAGAGAAGCCUAGUUGAUGGAAGAAGCAAUAUGAGGAAGCCCUUGUUUGUGCUCAUUUACUUUGAAGACAUGAUGGUACUCACACUGGAGAGAAACUAUUAAAAUUAGAUACAUAGCUCAGAGUAGUGCUGUGUUACAUACUGAGCAACACAAAUACUCCAUGUCAAACAAUUAUGAGUAGAUGCUGGCAAGAUGGCUCAGUGGGUAAAAGCACUUGAUGGGAAUGUCUGACAGUUUGAAUCUGAUCAACACCCACGUAAAGCAGACAGAUGUAGUGGCAUGCAUCUUUAUUCUCAGCAUUCCUACAAGGUCACUUGGAACCUUGCAGGCCAGCUAGUCUAUGCAGCAUGGCAGAGAGGAAGACUGACUCAACAAGGUAGAAGACUUAAUGCCUUAAAGUUGUCCUCUGAUCUCCAUGUAUCUGCCCACCUUCCCACAUAUACCACAGUAAUACAAAAAUGUUUAAAGAAUUGAAAUGAGGGCUGUUGAGAUGGCUCAGCAAACAAAAGCAUUCUCCAUACACUCCUGACUACCUGUUUUCUACCCCUGAAUCCCACAGUGUAAAAAGAGAAUUGGCUCCUAAAAAGCUGCCCUCUGACUGCCACAUGAAUGCUGUGGCAUGCACUUCCCCCAAUAAUAUUACAUUUUAAAAAUUCACGUGAGGGACUGCAGAGAUGAUUCAAAUAGUUACAAGCACCUGCUGCGCUUCCAGAGGGCCAGGCUUCAGUUCCCAGCACUCACAUGGCAGCCAUCCAUAACUAGGUGAGGGGGAUUUGGGCCCCUUCUGACCUCUGUGAUCACUCAGCACACACAUGAGUGCAUAUGUGCAGGCAAAACAUGUAUAAAAAUAAUUAAAAAGCAAAUGAGGUUGCCAUGGUCCAUUAGAAGUGACUAAUGCCCUCGAGAGGUUAACAUGCUGCAGGAUGCACACAGAGAAGACCAUGGACACUUCAGACAGCCUUCUGCAAAUGGAGACAAGUGGCUACCACGAGUGUUUCUGCUAAGGCCUCCAGAGGAACCGACCUGAAUUACACUGAUCUCUGAUCCCCAGCCUCAGACUGUAAGAAAUAAACAACCAUGCUGAAGUUACUGGUCUGUUUGCUACAUUAGCUCUAACAAAUUGUGUGUGUGAGGAGAGAACUGACUUCCACAAACUGUCCUGUAGCCUCCAUGAAUACACACACACACGAGAAAAAAGGCCUAGAUUUUAAAGUUCUUUGUCCUGCAUUCUCAACUGUUCUGUUAUUGCUGAAGUCAGUAAUUGAAGAGGAGUGACCUUUUGGAGGAGUCGUGUUGCCUUGUUUUUGU
Mus pahari (shrew mouse) is the source of this 5771-nucleotide messenger RNA. RefSeq lists its product as uncharacterized. Bases 589 to 4464 code for a protein of 1291 amino acids. NCBI's taxonomy places the organism in Eukaryota, Metazoa, Chordata, Mammalia, Rodentia, Muridae. The transcript has 17 exons. The record is from RefSeq and is a predicted model, not a curated record. Gene Ontology annotation, biological process: regulation of transcription by RNA polymerase II. Gene Ontology annotation, molecular function: DNA-binding transcription factor activity, RNA polymerase II-specific; RNA polymerase II cis-regulatory region sequence-specific DNA binding.